Molecule: messenger RNA, 1990 nt
Organism: Arabidopsis arenosa
Lineage: Eukaryota; Viridiplantae; Streptophyta; Magnoliopsida; Brassicales; Brassicaceae
Source: the annotation of a GenBank genome assembly
GUGUCUCAACUCUACCUUAUCUCUCUCAGAGAUUUAAACAAACAGAGAAUGAGAUUGUUCAAAUGUUUAGUAUUCCAAAUCAUGAGGAAUCUGAGAAGCCGCAAGAGAAGUGGAAAUUAUCUAGAAAGGAUCCGUCAGUGCGAAUGUUGGAUGAGAGAUUCAUUAGGAUAGUGAAAAUCUUCAAAUGGGGACCUGAUGCUGAAAAAGCCCUUGAGGUACUUAAACUGAAAGUUGAUCAUCGGUUAGUUCGUUCGAUUCUGGAAAUAGACGUUGAGAUAAAUGUCAAGAUUCAGUUUUUCAAAUGGGCUGGUAAAAGAAGAAACUUUCAGCAUGAUUGUUCCACUUACAUGGCCUUAAUACGUUGCCUUGAAGAAGCUAGGCUUUACGGUGAAAUGUAUAGAACGAUACAAGAGGUGGUUCGUAACACAUAUGUUAGUGUUGGUCCGGCAGUACUCUCUGAGCUUGUGAAAGCGUUGGGGCGAGCUAAGAUGGUUAGUAAAGCUUUGUCGGUUUUUUAUCAGGCGAAAGGACGCAAGUGCAAACCUACUUCGAGCACUUAUAACUCGGUAAUUCUAAUGUUGAUGCAAGAAGGACAGCACGAGAAAGUCCAUGAGGUUUAUACUGAGAUGUGUAACGAAGGUGACUGUUUUCCAGACACGAUUACUUACUCUGCGCUUAUAUCCUCGUAUGAAAAGCUAGGUCGUAAUGAUUCUGCGAUAAGGUUGUUUGAUGAGAUGAAGGAUAACUGUAUGCAGCCUACAGAGAAAAUAUACACCACGUUGCUGGGAAUAUACUUUAAGGUGGGUAAAGUUGAGAAAGCUUUGGAUCUUUUUGAGGAGAUGAAACGAGCUGGUUGCACGCCUACAGUUUAUACUUACACAGAACUGAUAAAGGGACUUGGCAAAGCUGGGAGGGUAGACGAAGCAUAUGAUUUAUAUAAGAACAUGCUUAGAGAUGGAUUGACUCCUGAUGUUGUGUUCUUAAACAAUCUGAUGAACAUUUUAGGCAAAGUGGGUCGAUUGGAGGAGUUAACGAAUGUCUUCAAUGAGAUGGGAUCAUGGAGAUGUACACCGACUGUUGUUUCAUACAAUACCGUGAUUAAAGCUCUAUUUGAGUCAAAAGCACCUGUUUCGGAAGUAAGCGCUUGGUUUGAUAAGAUGAAGGCAGACGGUGUUUCCCCUAGUGAAUUCACUUACUCAAUCCUUAUAGAUGGUUAUUGUAAAACGAAUAGAGUAGAGAAAGCUCUGUUGCUUCUCGAGGAGAUGGAUGAGAAAAGUUUUCCACCUUGUCCUGCAGCGUAUUGCAGCCUCAUAAAUGCUCUUGGAAAGGCGAAAAGAUAUGAAGCAGCGAAUGAGCUAUUUAAGGAACUAAAAGAAAACUUCGGCAAUGUAAGUUCUCGAGUGUACGCUGUGAUGAUCAAACAUUUUGGGAAAUGCGGGAAGCUCAGCGAAGCUGUAGAUCUCUUCAAUGAGAUGAAGAACCAAGGAAGCGGUCCUGAUGUUUAUGCUUACAACGCCCUCAUGUCAGGAAUGGUAAAGGCUGGUAUGGUAAAUGAAGCUAAUUCGUUGCUUAGAAAGAUGGAAGAAAACGGUUGCAGGGCGGAUAUAAAUUCACAUAAUAUCAUCCUCAACGGAUUUGCGAGAACAGGUGUGCCGAGGCGAGCAAUAGAAAUGUUUGAAACUAUGAAGCAUUGUGGUAUUAAGCCUGAUGGUGUGACUUAUAAUACUCUUCUUGGAUGCUUCGCACAUGCUGGAAUGUUUGAGGAGGCUGCAAGACUGAUGAGAGAGAUGAAAGAUAAAGGAUUUGAGUAUGAUGCAAUCACUUAUUCAUCUAUACUUGACGCUGUUGGCAAUAUGGAUCAUGAAAAAGAUGAUGUUUCAUCUUUGUAAGAGUUGAUUUCUCUAAUUGGAAUAACAAAAAGAAAAAAAAGUAGAAGCUGAAAAAUUACUACAUUGCUUAAGUUUAAGUAUAAUGAAGACUGAAAACUUUA